CCCACCCUUCCCUCGCUAGACCAGGGUUGACCGGGGGCAGUCCAGGGAGCUAGUUCGUCGUCGCCUUGCUCCCAGCUCAGGCCAUCCUGAAUUCGUGGCCAAUUCGUACCUCAGAUUCUGCCUGUUCUUCUCCAGGAUUAGGAUUCAUUCAUCCGCCGAUCGGUUGCCGAGGCUUUUACUUGGAGAUAAACUGCAUAAUCUUUAUAAGUGUCAUAAAAUGGAACUCCCCGAAAACAAGCUUGCUUGCUUCAUCCAAGGCAAUGAAAAGGCAAAGGCAAAGUGGAGACCGGUCAACAAUCAUAACAUAAACAACUUCACAGAAGAUGAGAUUAAAAGGAUUACUAAGAAUUAUAGCACUCCCAUUGGCAAAGGCUCCUUCGGAGAGGCUUACAAAGGUGUUCUUGAUGACGGUGCUCAAGUUGCCGUAAAGAAAUACAUCCGCCAAAAUUUGAAAGAAGGGUUUGCUAAAGAGAUAACCGUCCAUUGCCAAAUAAACCACAAAAAUGUCGUCAGGCUCUUGGGCUACUGUUCAGAGGAAAAUGCUUUAAUGAUGGUCACUGAGUACAUCUCUAGUGGAAACCUCAGAGAUGUUCUUCAUGGCAGCAGCAAGGUUCCCAUCUCUUUGGAUGCAAGGCUACGUAUCGCUAUUGAGUGUGCAGAGGCAUUAGCCUGCAUGCAUUCCAUGUAUCAACCGAUCAUUCACGGCGAUAUCAAGCCUGAUAACAUACUUCUUGACAGUAAAUUGGGUGCAAAAUUAGCUGACUUUGGAAUAUCAAGGUUGCUUUAUAUGGACAGCACUCAAUUCACCAUGCACAUAAUAGGCAGCAGAGGCUACAUGGACCCGGAGCACAUUGAGACCGGACGUGUUGAUCCAAAGAAUGAUGUUUAUAGCUUUGGGGUUGUUCUCGUAGAACUAGUUACCAAAGCUAAGGCAAGUGAAAAUGGGAUAAGCACUGACCUCACAAGAAAUUUCAUCAAAGCUCUUGAAAAGGGGAAGAAGGCAAGAGAGAUCUGAGCCGAUUACGACAGAGAAUAAACAACCUGAGAAUCUUCGCAGAAGAUGAACCAGUAACAACCACCAACAACUAUUCAGAUGUCAUUGGCACAAGGGUUCAUUCGGCAAAUUCUACAGAGGGACUUUGUAAAUUGAUGCGUCUCAACAGCGCGAUUGGAUGUGCGGAAGCGUUAGCAUAUCUGCAUUGAGAGGAGGAGCUGUCAUAUUUGUAUUCGGUGACGCAUAAAGAUGUCUUACAUGGUAAUGUCCAGUCUGUGAAUAUACUGCUCGACGACGAUUUCGUGCCAAAGGUUUCGGAAUUCCUGUUCCAAAUGAGCUUACAAUAUCUAUUUCGUGGAGUAUGAUGACCCAGCAUUUGUGCAAACAGGCCUAUUAACGCCAAAGACUGACGUUUACAAUGUUGGGAUUGUCCUCUUAGAACUUAUGACCAGGAAGCUGGCAAGAGCAACACAUGGUGACAAGCUCUGCCUCUGGGAGGAAAUUUGUUGAUGUUUUUGAGAAAGGAAAAGAUAUAGGGGCAGCCAUGUUUGAUAAGGAGAUUCUUGUGGAGGAACGAGGCACUUCUGUAUUUCAAGCGACCGGCUGGCUGAUAAUGCACUGUGUCAAACUGGAUGCACGCUUUCGGCCAGAAAUGGUAGAGGUGGCUGAGCGGCUUCGGCCUUCGGGGGCUUAGAAGGGCUCUGAACGGAGAACUUUCUGUUAAAUUAAGUGGUGGUGCGCACAAAUUUCAUGUUUUUUGUUAAUUUAUAUACUCCACUGUCUUGUGACAUGUAAGUAUUUGGCCAUAUCUGUACUCUACUCUGACAUACUCUGUGAGUAUUUGGCCAUAUAAGUACAUGUAAAGCGUUUCUACGUGUGAAUAAACUGCCAAGUGAGUACUGCCUUGGACA
This is a messenger RNA of Brachypodium distachyon (stiff brome), 1905 nucleotides long. RefSeq names its product putative wall-associated receptor kinase-like 16. Gene Ontology annotation, molecular function: protein serine/threonine kinase activity; ATP binding. Gene Ontology annotation, cellular component: plasma membrane. Bases 218 to 1015 code for a protein of 265 amino acids. The record is from RefSeq and is a predicted model, not a curated record. Gene Ontology annotation, biological process: cell surface receptor signaling pathway; protein phosphorylation. Lineage: Eukaryota; Viridiplantae; Streptophyta; Magnoliopsida; Poales; Poaceae. The transcript is spliced from 2 exons.